Lactuca saligna is the source of this 1363-nucleotide messenger RNA. NCBI's taxonomy places the organism in Eukaryota, Viridiplantae, Streptophyta, Magnoliopsida, Asterales, Asteraceae. The record is from the annotation of a GenBank genome assembly.
AACAUUCACAAUCAUCUAUUCGUUUCAUACAAAAAAUCUACACCUCUUUCGUUUAUUAUCAAGAAAAAUAUGUUGGCUAAUUUCAAGAAAGGUUUGGUUAGUGCACCAAAAGAACUCAAUAGUCCAUCACAUGAUCCACAACACAAAUAUCAUCAACAGAAUCAACAUCCUUUGAACCAUUUCUUGAAUUCCAAUCCCAAUUCUCUCUCAUUUUCUUUUGGGAAUGAUGCUUCUUUGGCGUUUGAUCCCUCUUCUCAUACCUCUAAUUCCUCCCAACGAAGGUUGUUUAGUAGCAUGGAUGACAUUUAUUGCAUAUUUUUGGGAGGUCUAGACAACUUAUGCACCCUUAACAAGCAAUAUGGGCUAACAAAGCUGGCCAAUGAGCCCAUGUUUGUGAUCCAAGCUUACAAGACCCUUCGUGAUCGUGGCCCAUACCCGGCCCACUCAGUCCUCAGGGAGAUGGAGGGUAGUUUUGGGUUUAUACUCUAUGAUCUCAAGGCUAAAACCGUCUUUGUCUCACUUGGUGCCGAUGGAGGAGUGAAGCUUUUCUGGGGCAUAGCGGCUGAUGGCUCCGUUGUAAUUUCUGACAACUUGAUGGUCAUAAAGUCUAGUUGCUCGAAGUCAUUUGCUCCCUUCCCAACCGGGUGCAUGUAUCAUACAGAAGGGGGAUUAAUGAGCUUUGAGCAUCCAAAGAACAAAAUGAAGGCAAUAUCGAGGGUUGAUAGUGAAGGAGUGAUGUGUGGUGCUACAUUUAAAGUUGAUGUGUAUUCAAAGACCACACAAGCAUUGCCUAGGGUUGGAAGUGAAGCUAAUUGGGCUACUUGGGGAUAAGGGGCAUGAUAAUUUUUCUUUUGAGUUUUUGAUUUUUAUUGUAUAGAAUAAUCAAAAUUUAGAUUGUUGACUUUCACUAUAGAUUUCUCUCUUUGGAAAAAUGUAUUUUUAUUGUCUUGUCUCUUUAUAAAGUAUUUACUAAAUUACAUGUUUGGCCAUUGUCUACGGAUAAGAUGGUCAUAUUAUAAAUCGACGUCUACUUCAAAACAUUUACUUCACAUGCUCGACAUUGUUGUAAAGAAGCUCAUCGAUGAUAAUUGAUAAUGAUAUGUUAUUUCAAUUGGGUGGAUACUACGCGGGUGGUGUUUAAUCAAACGCUUAUGAAUCUAAAAUGUGCUUGAAUCAAAGAGGAAGAUAGAAAAAGACCAAAAUACAUUCAUGUGCAUGACACAUGAUGGGUCUUAAUGAUUCAACAUAAGCAACACUUAGAAUGAGAGACCAAUAUUACAACAAAUAAAUCAUGUGAACUAAAAUGUUAUUUUCAACUCAUGUUUUCUAUAUGAUCACGUGCUAUCUCAAUAUUGAAUAGGCC